CCAGGGCGUGCCUGCAUGUGUGUAGCCAGGGUCCUGACAGCCCACUCCAUCCUGCAGGCACUGGGCUCCCUCUGCUCCCCGUGGGCCGCUCCCCGCGUGGGGCCACUGCCCCCGGCCCCCGCCAUGGUGCGGAUUUCAAAGCCCAAGACGUUUCAGGCCUACCUGGAUGAUUGUCACCGGAGGUAUAGCUGUGCCCACUGCCGCGCUCACCUGGCCAACCACGACGACCUCAUCUCCAAGUCCUUCCAGGGCAGUCAGGGGCGAGCCUACCUCUUCAACUCUGUGGUGAACGUGGGCUGCGGGCCAGCCGAGGAGCGGGUGCUGCUGACAGGCCUCCAUGCUGUCGCUGACAUCCAUUGUGAAAACUGCAAGACCACUUUGGGCUGGAAAUAUGAACAGGCCUUCGAGAGCAGCCAGAAGUACAAAGAGGGGAAGUACAUCAUUGAACUCAACCACAUGAUCAAAGACAACGGCUGGGACUGACCCCUGCUCCUGACGCAUGUGGCGCCAGCCCGGCCUGGCCGCCAGGGGGCGCCACUGGCUUCCCUUCACCCCAACGGAGCUCUGGACCCUCAGGCCCCCUACAGAGGAAGGAUCCAGCUCCUGUACAUAUAUUUUAUUGCAUGCACUGUGACCUUGGGGGGAGAUCGGAAGGUGGACAAAGUGGACGACACCCCCGCACCUCCCUGCGAUCUGGCUGGCUUGGAUCUCGUUUUUAAACCCCUUCCUACCCCGCCUGCCCUCUAGAUAUGGCCUGUGUGCUGCUCUCUUGGCCCCAGUGCACCAUCUGCCCCGUGACGUUCUCCUCCCACCGGGCCCCUCUUACCCUACGCGUGUCUGCUCCCCUUGUUCUGUAGCGUUUGUACAUAAUAAAACAAUGGAGUGGAGACAG
Bubalus bubalis (water buffalo) is the source of this 892-nucleotide messenger RNA. It is a transcript of the gene YPEL3, whose product is annotated as yippee like 3. Lineage: Eukaryota; Metazoa; Chordata; Mammalia; Artiodactyla; Bovidae. The record is from RefSeq and is a predicted model, not a curated record.